This is a messenger RNA of Petromyzon marinus (sea lamprey), 3732 nucleotides long. The record is from RefSeq and is a predicted model, not a curated record. NCBI's taxonomy places the organism in Eukaryota, Metazoa, Chordata, Hyperoartia, Petromyzontiformes, Petromyzontidae.
GAACUGCGCAGUGCGCGGCUGCCGGAGCCGCUCGGCGCGAGACAAGCACGUCUCGUUCUUCCGCAUCCCGUGCGUCAUCCACCACCAUGACGACAAGACGCGGCAGCUGUCCGCGCAGCGCCGCGCCGCCUGGCUCCGUCGCCUGCGACGCGGCGGCGGCGGUGACGACGCGCCGAGCGAUGGACCUGGAGCAGGAGGGGGAGCGCGCGUGUGCGGCGCGCACUUCAUGCACGGCACGUGACUCGCGCACGUCACCGGUUGCCCGGGAAGACCACGUGACUCGCGGACGUCACGGGCAGCCCAGGAAGACCACGUGGCACGCGCACAAGCCAUGCGUGCUUUACCUCGGGUGUCGUCGAGUUGUUGAUUCCCCGCGGCUGGUCUAGCCUCGGUAGGAAUGUUGCGCCUGCGUUCCUACGGAAGGCAAUUCUCAGCGUUGACGAACUAUUUGGCAUCUUCUUUCCCGCAGGCCUGCGAAGAGCCAAGAGUUUCGGUUGCGAGUGGUUGAACCAUUUGAUUGCUUCGUUUUCCAGAGAGGUUCAGAUGAAUAGACCUUCUCCCAGCCCGUCAUCUAGUAAUGUGGACAGCAACACAAAUGUAUUUCCAGCUGCUGAAAGCGUUUUCGACAAAUAACGAUUGCGCGUUUCCUCCCUCGUGUCUAGGCAAGCCGUCGGCGCUGUUCGAAGUGGCGCAUCCGGACUGGGCCCCGUCCCUCGCGCUGGGGAGUGAAAAGCGCGCCGGUGACCCGGAGCGCGGCCGCGCGCGGCAUGCGGCCUCCGCUCGGCAAGCGAACGACGGUGCCGGCGCCGGCGCGGGUCGCGGCCAGCGCGAACCGAGCGGUGAAGCCGAUAUGAAUUUUGCGGCUUACAGCCGGCAUACAGUCCUGCAAAGUCAAGUGGACAGAACACGACCCAGGAGUCGGACGAUUGUGAAAAUUGAAACCUCUUGCCCUGGUGCGACUGCAGCUUCCGAAGACCAAUUCAGCGGACUGCAAGGGGGUGUGGUUAACUGUGACACGUGGACACUGGCGGUUGUGAAAAACGAAAGAGGUUGUGCAGAGGAGGAGCUGCAGUCCGGCGUUGAGGCUGGCAUUGAGCGGCUCGGUGGCACAAAGCCUGCGUGGGCCGAGGUGGAGGUGGAGCUGGAGGAGACGAGCGACGGAGGGAAGCCAGCGGUGCCGACUCCGGUCCCACACGUCCCUCGCAAGAAUCUGCGAGGGACGCGUCGGAAGAAGCGCUUCACGGCCGCUGAGCUGCGUCUCCUGGCCGGGCUGGAGGUGACCGGGCACCGCGAGGUCCUCGCCGGGCUGGGCGUGCCCCUGGCCUUGCGUCCGGGGCGAGGGGCAGCCCGGGAAGAAGCCGCCCGCCCGCCGAGAGCACGCCCGCGGACCGAGAAAUCGCGCGGGAAACCUCCGGCUUGCCCGCUCCGCGUCAGGGCGACGAGCCGCGGGGCGUCGGGCGACGAGCCGCGGACGACCGUCGGGCACGCCGCGGCACGGCGCCAGCGGCAGGGGCUGACGUCCGCCGAGCGCCUCGCGCUGGCCUCCUACAGGCUGGAGCGGAUGGAGGGCGGCGCGUGCGGCCCCGACGCCGGCUCCUCCGACGAAUCCGCCGCUGCCGAGCUUGAUCCCGGCCGGCCGCGCACACCGACGGAGCCGCCCCAUUCCGCGGCGUCGGCGUUUCCCAGCGGCGGCGGCGGCGGCGGCGGCGGCAACAGCCGCCCCGCGGACCGCGAGCGACGGGAGUCUGGGGGACGUGCGCUGGAGCCCACGCUACCGACUCGCCCCACCGCGGGGAGGGCUCCGAGAAUCCCCCGCGGCACCGCCGUGGCUCGACGCCGUGGGACGCGCGCCGGGUGGGAGGACUCGACGGUGGCGCUGCUGCGGGCCAACGGAGACGCGGCGAGGAGGCAGCUGAGGCUGGUGGAGCGCCGCGCCGCCCAGAACGCCCGCUGGCUGCGCGCGGAGAACGCCCGUCGCGACGCGGAGGUGGAGCUCCAGCGGGAGCAGUUGAGGAUGCUCGGCAGCAUCGACCGUCGGCUGAAGAGCCUUCCCUCCCUCCUGGCGCCGUUGUUGCGGCGAUGGAAGAAGGGUGGUGGAGAGUUUCGAGCGUGAGGUUUCGGCCUCAAAGUGUGGACGUGGGUCACCGAAAUGACGGAAGGAAACUGGUGGUUAUCGAAUGAACUCGCAGAAAUGCAAGUGAACAGAAGAAAAACUGAACUAUUGUUUCGCUCGAGGAGUUGAAAAGAUCGUACGACUUGAACCCAACGUUAAAUCAACGCUACGUAUUAACCCUUUCCCAUCGGAAGGAAAAGGCCAUGCGGGAGAGCAUGGCGCAGUUCGGCGCCAGCUAUCGUAGAGUAGCCGUCGCGUCGCUGCGGUUCUCUGCGGCGAGCAGUGUACAAUGUCUUUGCAAGAACGCCGCUACGCCCCUCUUGGUAAAAUUUACCCCAACCGCUUGCGCGUUCCCAGAUUCAGCGGUGAUAGGGACACCCACCCUGCAACUUGCAGAUGUCUCGGAGCGUGGAAAUUGCCUCUGGCAGGUAAACCUCCAGAUUGAUCGAGAUCACACCCAGGGUGAUCACGGCACAAAUGACAAACAUUGUACGAUACGGGUGAAGGCCUCCCACACACACUGUGUCGAUCAUGUGGGUUGCUUGGCCAUACUUCACCACGCCGGUCAGUGCGGUUUGGUGAAUGCGCGCUGCCACGGCUGAUGUUAGCCAUGGCGGGCAAUCGAACUCGUGUUGCCCGGGUUUCAGAGCGCAGUGCGCUAACCCACCAUGCCACCUCUCCACCACCACCUCUACUGUAGCAUCACUCGCGAUCAGUACUUUAACAGUGGUGGCUCCAGAUACAAACAAGCCAAGUGAAAAAAAUAUCAACUCGAAUUCAAAUCCCGAUUAAUGUAACGUGCUAAUCAACAUCAAGCCAAUUACGAUCUCGUCUCUAUCUAGUCUGCAUCUCUCUGUCAUCUCGCCACGUCCCUAUGGUACGUCUACAUUUUUCUCAUGUUACAUCUUGAACUAUCGUCUCUGUCUUUUAUUUCAUUUCACUCAAGAGUUUACACGUUGAAACGGGGGCCCUAAAGUUAUUUUCUAACCCUCGGACCGCCAAAUAGGCCGUCACUACCCCCCAAAGUAAAGAGUUAUUACCUAUUGGUUCUUUCGGUAAAGUCACUUAGAAAGAAAAUAAAUUAAAUAAUAGCAUACGACGUUUCGAUUGCAACACAAGCAACUCAUCAUCAUCAUCAGGUACAAAUGAAAGAGAAAACAAACCUAAUCAACUUAGAAAUAUAAUGCAAUACAACACACAGAGUCGGCUUACACAACAGUAAACACCCCGCCUGGUUGAUUAACGUUCUUCCAAAGAUUGCUAAAUUUGAGAGAGAGACAAAACACAGACACGGAGACACACAGACACACAAGCAGAGAGUGAGGCAACACAGAGUCACAGAGAGAGACACACACACAUAGGCACACAGAGAAACAACGCCUCUGUGUCGAGGCCUUAGAGAGAGAGAGAGGGGGGAGGUGUAGAGAAAUUAGCAUGUCAAUGAGAGACUUAGAGCUUUCGUAAUUCCUGAAGUCACGAAAGCUCUAAAUCAAGUUUAAAGAGUUAUUAUAGAGUUGUCUGUUAUUUGCGCUGUCAGGAAUGACGGUGUCCCGUGAUAUUUCUGUUGGCAUCCAAUCGGAGCGUCGUUAAUUCAUGAAUUAAAUAUAUUUUUCACAGUA